This is a messenger RNA of Xenopus tropicalis (tropical clawed frog), 6987 nucleotides long. It is a transcript of the gene larp4, whose product is annotated as La ribonucleoprotein domain family member 4. The transcript is spliced from 17 exons. The coding region runs from base 437 to 2530 and encodes 697 amino acids. The record is from RefSeq and is a predicted model, not a curated record. Gene Ontology annotation, molecular function: nucleic acid binding; RNA binding. NCBI's taxonomy places the organism in Eukaryota, Metazoa, Chordata, Amphibia, Anura, Pipidae.
CCCGCGGAAGCACUAGUGCGCUGCGCAUGCGUAGUGAGGCAGCGGUGGAAGCCGAGGAGGAGACGUAACCGGAAAGGGUGGAGCUGUUGCGCCGCAGCUCUGGGAGGGUCUAAGUGACAAGCAGUGCGGGCCCCGGCGCUGUCACUCACUCGUCCUUCCUCUCCGGGAUUUCUUUUCCCCUCUCUACCCUUUCCCAUUCCCUUGCCCGCUUCCCUCAGCCGGGAUAGAGUCGUCUCCAGCACGCUUGGGGCUAGUGUUUGGGGAUAGGAUGCUUUUGUUCGUUGAGGGAAAAGACUGAAACCCUUCUUGUGGUUCUUCAGAGCAACAAGGGGAGGAGGAGAAGGUUGCAUCUAAAGGUGCUGGUUUAAACCCAAAUGCAAAAGUAUGGCAAGAAAUUCCGCAGGGAAGCUCUGAAGUAUCUCAAACAGCCAAUGGCAUGGAUGAGUCUUGGGAUGAGGCAACCAUAACAGAGACUUGCCCAGAAGGUCAUUUAGAGAAUCCGAGUGAGUCCAAUAAGCAGUUUGAAGCAAUGUAUUCCCCAUCUUGUGAAGUGAGCAGGAAUGGGCUCAACUUAGAGGAAGCGACUGCAAAUGGAAUGGACUUAAUAGCACAGGAUGAGAUGGGAUACCAAAUGUUUGAGGUUACAGGUGAUGGCACGUCCCCAGUUCCUCAAGUUGUUAGUGCAGAAGAUUUGAAAGAAUGUCUGAAGAAACAACUUGAAUUUUGCUUCUCACGAGAGAAUCUAUCUAAGGAUCUGUAUCUGAUGUCACAAAUGGAUAGUGAUCAGUUUGUACCUGUUUGGACGAUUGCAAAUAUGGAAGGAAUUAAGAAGCUGACCACUGACAUGGACCUUAUUCUUGAUGUAUUGAGAUCAACGCCUGUGGUGCAAGUUGAUGAAAAAGGAGAGAAAGUGAGACCAAAUCACAAGCGAUGUAUUAUUAUUCUUCGAGAGAUCCCAGAAACUACUCCUGUGGAGGAGGUUAAAGCACUAUUUGAUAAUGAAAACUGCCCCAAAGUAAUAAGUUGUGAAUUUGCUCACAAUAACAACUGGUAUGUUACAUUCCAGUCAGAUACUGAUGCACAACAGGCAUUCAGAUAUCUAAGGGAAGAAGUUAAAACAUUUCAGGACAAGCCAAUAAUGGCUAGGAUAAAAGCCAUCAAUACAUUCUUUGCUAAGAAUGGAUAUCGCACGGUGGAUUCCAGUGUUUACACACAGCCAGUUCAAACCCAAGCACAGUUUGCCUCACCUUUAUUUAUGCAACCUGUAUAUAAUGCUCAUCAACAGUACUCCAUCUAUAACAUUGUGCCUCAGACGUGGUCUCCAAACCCAGCACCUUACUUUGAAACACCACUGGCUCCAUUCCAAAAUGGGGGAUUUGUUAAUGGUUUUAAUUCAUCAGGAACUUACAAAGCAAGUUCUGCUUCUAUGAGUGUAGGCCGGCCGUUCCAUAGAAACCGUGUGAAGCCUCCAUUUCGAACAUCUACAAACACCUCUGAACGUCCAGAUAUCGGCACAACAGCAACUUCUGUAUCACUUGAUGUGUCUAUAAGUAGAACAAACCCAAGGUCAUAUACUUCUGAGAAGCACGGCACUUCAUUGGGAACUCACCAAGAUCACAGUUUUUCAUCUAAGGACACCUUGCCCCUACACAUUGAACAGAAUGGUACAGAAGGCGCUGUCCGGGGCAGGAGAAAUACAUUUAGAGGCAGAAGGCGAAGAGAUGAUGAUCGUAGUUCUCGUCCAUUGACCUCAAUGGAGGAGGUUGAACAGACACCAAAGUUUGAUUUGCUGGCAUCGAAUUUCCCUCCUCUGCCUGGAAGCCUAGUAAGCAGUCCAGGAGAACCUGUACUUGAAAGUAGGAUGGCCGAUGUUGUUAAAGGAAUUUGCAAAGAAAAGGAGCAUAAAGAGCCUCCUGUAAACUUGUCAACGAACACUCAGGAAGAACCAACUAAAAUCCUCCCCCAACCUAUAACCCACACAAUACACCCAUCAACAGCUGAAUUAACUCCACCACCACCACCAACACCACCAAGUAAUACAGUUCUUCAUGAGAAAAAAAUAGAAAUAUCCUGCCAUAAAGAUGUUGCAAGCCAGACGUCUGUGGCAGCACCCUUAUGCACUUCUUCUCCUGGAAAGCAGCCUAAAGCCACUUCAAAUGCAAGUGUGUCAACUGCAUUAAAUACACAGGAGCCUCGGAAAUUAAGUUAUGCGGAAGUUUGUCAGAAACCUCCUAAAGAACAAGCUCCGUCUCCUGUCCAGCCCCUUCGUGAGCUGCGUACAAACACCACAUCCCCUGGCAAAAAUGAAGAGAACUGUAUUCCUGAGAAGGCAGAGAAGAGUCUUGAAAAGUCUCACGAGAAACUUGAUAAAGUUAAAGAUUCCCCAGGACACCGCAGUAACGGAACACCCAGAGCAGGAACAGGAAAGCUUAGGGAACAGAGACGGCAGUUUGGGCGGAGAUCUUCACCUCAGGGAGUUAUGAGACGUAAUGGCAAGGAGCAAUAUGUGCCACCAAGAUCACCAAAGUAACAAACUACUCUUGAAAUUUUAAAUCUUUAAAACUGGAUGUAGCAGCAGUGGAUAGACUGGAUUCGACUGGCAUUCAGCAGCUGCCGAAGUAGUUAUAAUGAAAUUCCAAAUAAGAAAAAAUUAUAAUGGGCUUUGUGGAGGACAGUGGACAGCUCCAGUCAUGUUUAUAAAAAAAAAAAAAAAUUAUAUAUAUAUAUAUAUAUAAUUGUUUUUUUUUUCCUCUUUUUUUGUUUUUGUUUUUUUUUUUUAAUUAACAAAUGUAACAUUUUAAGUUGCAGAUGUUUCUGCCUGAUUAUUGGUUUCAAGGAUGAGAAAAAAAGAAAAGGGCGAGAGAAGAAAAUAUUUUUUUGAAAUAACAGAUCCGUAAAAAAAAAAAAAAAAAAAAAAAAAAAAAAUUUAGAAAGUUACUUUUUUAAUCAAAGGCUUUGCUAAGUAGUCUGUGUAUGCCAUUUUGGCCUUGAGAGUAUAUACCAUGGGUGUGAUGAGUGUGGUCAUUGUGAAGUAACUGUGGACAUAUGCUGUUCUGCCACGGAUUAUGGAACUGAAUGUACUGCUGUCACUUCUUUACUACUGUAGGUUAAACAAUACUUAGACAUUUCUAUGGUUUAUUCCUGAACUGCUCGAUCUAACCUUGCAGACUAGCUGAAAAACUAUAUUCAAAAUUGUAGCUUACGCAAAAGCACAUAUUUCUGUCAACAGAUGAUUUGUUUUUAUUUUCAUAAUUUGCCUUUUUUUCCCUCUCUUGUGCAUCAUUAUCAUUUUUGCAGUUGCUGUUAGGGCAGCGCAAAGAAAGGCUUUCUGUGUUUGUCUGUGUCUUAACGAAGAAAGGGCUAUCUGUAACUGACACAGGAUCUCCUGUAGGUCCUUUGUGCUCACUGGAAUGAUUGCAGAACAAAUAAUGUAUCGGUGAUGUACCUGCUUUUUUCUGCUAUAAUAUCAUUGGGCGUUGCUUCUUCACCUGCUUUUAUAUCCGGUUCUACUAUUAAGCUGUGGCCUGGAGUAUUUAAGUGAUCUAAAUGUUUUUUUUCCUCCUCUGGCAAACUUUAAAGUAGCUACAAAUGUAUGCACUAUACUUGUUACAUGGAGGAGGUGUAUCUGUUCAUAACUGUUGUGAGGUUUCUCAUAUCUGUAGCAGAUAAUGUUUAAGGAGAUGUGUCUUGUGGGUGAAUUGUAUUGUUUUCAAGAAGUACACCACAAAUAAUGACUGUUUUAUUAUUUUACACUAUCCAAAAUAUACAGUAUAUAAACUAGUUUAUUCUUUGUUUCCCAAUAUAAGAUCAGCAAGCCUAGUCUCUGGCCUAUUGUGCUUAUCAGCCAUAUUUAAAAUAACCCAAAGUGUUGGGUAGCUGCACCAGUGUGAAAAAAAGUUGUAAGAGCUAUGAUUGGCUGCUGCAGCAGCCUGUUUUUGGCAGGAAACUUGAAUAUCACAGUUCAAUAAUGACACCAUUAGGAACCACAUCAGAAGGUUGUUCAGACUUAAGUACACAGAGGCCCAAACAGCCCCCUCACAGGCAAAAUAAAUAGUGACCGUCUGGCAUUUUACAGAAUCCAUAGCUUAGCAAUCCGGGCCUGGCUGGUGAGCAGAGUAAUGACCACAAGGCACUGGUUGGGGAUCACUGCUACAGGCUGUUACAGUGUAAUACAUUCAUUGCUGGCACUUCUUAGCAGUUUUGUGCCCCCUGACUUAAAGCUGUGACAGCAGCAAAUGGAUAAAAAUUGUAAUCACAAACAUUAUUAACAGUCAUUAAUGUAUCAAUUAAGAAGUUUUGAGUGGGUGCACCAAGGCUUGCUGAGCUUCUGCUGGGAAACACACUCCAAGGGAGGAAACACAACUGAUUCAUUGUUCAAGCAUACAUCAUAUACAGAAUAGAAAGCAGCUGGGAAAAGGUCAUCAUUUGUGGUAUACUCUUUCAGAACAAUGCUUAUUGUGAAGGGAAACUACCCCUUUGAAUUUAAUAUAGGAGAGUGGCAACACUGUUGUUUACCUUCCAAUAACAAUGAUGAUCUCUACCUUUUUUUUUUUUCUUUUUUGUCUUUACAGUUUGGUUGCCUUUAGACAAGCUUUUAGCUUUAAAUUGGGCAGGUAAAUAAUAGAGUGAAAAUAAAUUCCUGCACAAGUUAGUGUUUCUUGUUCACACUUGGCUUGUCUAUAAAUUAUAGUGUAUCAGAAAGACUAUUUUUUUUUUUUUUUUUUUAACAAAGGAAUAAUUUGACCCUGCCUGUGGUAAUAAGUUGGGAAUGGUAUGAGUGGUAACAUUAAAGCAUUUGUUCGGACUUAGGCCUUCACCUCUGCAGUACAUCUGUAAUGUAGUACUUGAGUAUUUCUAACCAUUGUACUGUUUGGAUUUUGUUUUUUUUUUUAUUUGUAGAUGUAAAAUAAAUCUUCAUUGAUUGUGAAUUGCAGAAAUCCUAUAAUGUUAAGAUAAUUAAUAUGUGAAAGGAUGUUUUUGUGUCUUAUAAUUGUGUAUAGAUUUCCCCCCCCACCCAUUUUUUGCUCCCUUUUAUCUGGCAAAACCUAUAGCUCAUGUACAAAAGAAUGCCUAUCCAAUGUGUACGUGUUGGCUUUUAUACCUUAAGCUCUGCGUAAGGAUCUCUCUCCAUAACUAAAGUAUUUAUUUGACUUUUCUGUAAAAGACUGACAUAACAUGCCCCUCCGUAGGUAUUUUUUUUUUUUUUUCUCCUUCGGGGCUGUUCAAGCAAAGGCUGUGAAAAUAUUUAGAAUUAUGUAUAAAUUUUGUUGCAGAUACGAUGUGUUGCAUGACAAACACACGGCCAUCAUUGGCUGGCUGCUAACUCAAUCAUAUUCUCCACUUCUUUUCUCAGGAGACUUUCUUCUAAAAUUUGUCUUCAUUCUGUAUGUGAUCCUGUGAUGAUUGGGUCUGUGGGGCAGACAUGCUAAACUAGGGCAAAUCAUUUUCUUAUGAAGCCCAACAUGUUCCAUUUCUGAUUAUUUAUUUGAGGGUUUCUGUUUCUGUUCUAAUUUUAAAUCAUAUUAUUUUGUGGCUGAUUCAUUUUGCGGAGUUCUGAAUGUGCUUCAAUCUUUUAUUGAGUUGAGAAUUCUCUACCACUAGGAACAUGAAAUGGAGGGCAAAAGUGCCGCACAGCUGGAAGCAAAUUCAUCUGAAAUGGCAUGGAAAUACAUUCCUUUAUCUCAUUGCCGCCUCAGACUUCCUGCGUUCAAUAAACUGGAUGGCUAUUUGGGUUUUUUGCUUCAUGUUUAUGAUUUUUAAGAUGCCAUUUAAGUGAAAGAUCAGUCCAUCAGAGCACUUCAUAUACAGUAUGGCAUUGCUCUUUAACAUUUUCUGUUUGGUGGGCCAAUUGUCGAAUAUAUCUCUUUGUUUGGAGCCGAAUCAUAUUAGAAACAUGGCAUGCACCAAAGUCCUUUUGGAAAGCUGAAUGCUAUCCCUUCUAUGGCCACAUAGGGCUCAUGGGCCUUUAGCUCUGUAGUAAAUGAGGGAAAAAUAGCAUAGGCUUGAAUGGAAUGUGAUUUGAUGUGGAUCGGAUGGCAGGAAUGAGGGAAACAAAGCAGGUAGAUCAGGCUCUUAGAAGCAAAUAGUACACGGGCAGGUCACUGGCUGGAAAUAGGAUUCCUUGUUUGCUAUGGGGCAUGGUUUCUUGCAUCCCAGAGAAUAACGAAGCAGUUUUUUUGGCCAAGGGCAGGCAGGGGCUGCUAGUCUCUCUGCGUGACAUUAGCUUGGGUUGCCAGGGUAAGUGAGGCCUCAGGAGAAAUGCAAUUACUGUGUAUGCUGUUUGAUGUGUAAAUGCGCUUAAGCAAUCUGAACCUAGAUCUGAAUGUUUUUAUAUAUAUAUUUGUGUGUAUAUUUUAUUUGCUAUGAUUUUUUUUUCUUUAUCUGAUUUUUGCAGUUUAAGUCUUGACCAUUCUCCACGCUGUGCUAAUUCAUAUCUGGAUUUUCUUGUCCGCAUUUGUACGGGCUUUCCCUGCCAUAGCACCAUAGAAUUCAUUGCAUCAUAUUGUUCGCUAGUCGGAUGGUUCCCAAAGUCACAGGCUGAUUUGUUCCCUGACCUCAGAUGUGAUCUUAAAAUGUUGCUUAUUCCAAAAUCCCUCGUGUUUAGGUAUGAUGGGCCUUUGGCACUUACAAAACUGCUUGUAUCAGACAUGAGCUGUCAUCCUAUCUGUGCUUUUCGGAAGGGUUUUUUUUUUUUUAUUUUGAACUGCGAAUCACAUCUUUACCUGGUAAGUUGAUCUUACCCAUUUUGUUUAAAUGUAUGCAUGUGUGUAAUACAUAUAAUACACACUUUUUUGUUUUUUUUCCCCUUCUUUUUUCUUUAAUGCUCUGGGUUGUUCUGUCAUCCUAAUUGAAAAGGUGAAGUUAGGUUCAUGCUUUAAAUGUUAAAAUAAAAUACAUGUAUUUGUAUUCUGUUUUGGACUUUGCCAAGGUGCUAUGGAAAUAUUAAAAUAACAGAGUUAGAAGAAUAAAGCUGAUUCAACGGAUAAA